Molecule: messenger RNA, 2130 nt
Organism: Siniperca chuatsi (mandarin fish)
Lineage: Eukaryota; Metazoa; Chordata; Actinopteri; Centrarchiformes; Sinipercidae
Product: odorant receptor 131-2-like
Exons: 2
Coding region: 779-1732 (317 amino acids)
Biological process (GO): G protein-coupled receptor signaling pathway
Cellular component (GO): membrane
Molecular function (GO): G protein-coupled receptor activity
Source: RefSeq, a predicted model, not a curated record
UACAGGUCAGAAAAAAAAUUAAGUACCAAGUGGGUAUAAGUAUAGAAUAAAAUAAGUGUGAAGUACACACAUGAAUUAGUGAGCAGACAUUCAGUUUCGGGCCUCCUUACUCACACAGCUGGAUAUCACGAUGACAUCAUCUAUGACAUUCUGCAGGGCUCAUGCAACAUCCUGCUCAAUAUAAAAGUCAUUACUGAUUUUAGACUCAUUGCAUGACAGGUGAAUGAGGAGACUGAAGUGUACUGUCUGAGGUAGGAAAGACUUUGAUGCUAUCACACUGUAUUAGUGCAGUAUUUUAUUAUGUUACAGUAUUGCAAUCAUGUUGAACUAUAUGUGCAUAUAAUGCUCAAGAACAACACUUCUUCUGCAACAAUGAUUUAAUGUCUUUUUUAACUCUGAAAUUGAGCAUCUCUCUAAUACAAUUCAACAACUAGCUGAUAAGCAAGGAAAUGUAAAGGAAAGAUAAGUUGAUUGGUUGUAGAUUGACUUUAUUUUCUGUGCAUAAUUCCUUGAAUCGUUGACCAGGGUAUUCCUGCACUUGGGAAAAAUAUGAAAAUAAGAAUAUUUCACGCAUUCAAAGUUUAAAUUUGCAGUAUGAAUCUAAAUGUAGCUUUAAAAUUCAACUUAUUACACACUAUGUAGUCUGUAUAAAUGUACUUAUGUUGUAUGUUAAUGUAUCUAUGUUCUGGAGGCACACAUAACGCACACUCUGUGUUAACACAUUUUCUCUUGGGGGACAAUAAAAUACAGUGGCUUACAGGAUCCUUAAAUCAACUCCAUGAAUUCCUCAUCUUAUGGCUUUAACGUGUCGAGUGGUCCGAGUUAUCGAGACUCUUUCAGCACAGCUGUGGCCAAAAAUGUGAUUAUUCUGGCUCUUGGUCUUAUCAUCAGCUAUAUCAAUGGCACCCUGAUUCACACCUUCAGAAAACACCAGAUAUUUUAUGUGAAUCCCCGUUACAUCCUAUUCAUCCACCUGGUGGUGAACGAUAUGAUCCAGCUUACUACAGCAAUCAGCAUGUUUGUCUUAAGUUAUAUUUUCUACAAAAUUAAUGUUUCCCUUUGUUGCCUCAUUAUUACCUGUGCUGUCUUCACCACCCUCAACACUCCAUUAAAUUUAGCUGUCAUGGCAGUGGAGUGCUACAUUGCUAUUUGUUUACCACUGCGACACACUGACUUGUGUACAAUCAAAAGAACAUAUAUUCUGAUUGGAUGGAUUUGGGCAAUGAGUGUGGUCUCAACCCUGCCAGAUGUGUUUAUUAUUCUGGCAACAGAGCCUGUAGAGUUUUAUUAUUCCACAAUUUUUUGUGACUUGAAUAACUUGUUCCGACACCCUAUACACUUGAAAAAGAGGGAUGUUUCCUACAUAAUUUACCUAAUUGGUGUUUGGCUCACACUCUUCUACACUUACUUCAAGAUCUUCUUUGCUGCUAUAAAAGCUAAAGCAGCUAAAUCAGCUGAUGGACAUGCAAAGAAGGCCAGGAAUACAAUCCUGCUCCAUGGUUUUCAGCUACUGUUGUGUAUGCUAACAUAUGUAGCCCAUAUCUUAGAAAGGGCUCUGGUGUACUGGUUUCCUAAACAUUAUGUACAUUUAAUCUUUGUUAGCUAUAUCAUCAUCCAGAUCCUUCCCAGGUUUGUCAGUCCUAUUGUGUACGGGCUACGAGACAAGACAUUUAGACAGCAUUUGAAAAAGUAUCUGCUGUGUAGUGAGAAUAAGCAUCAAACCAUGGACUGAAGCAAAACAAACUAGUUAGAUUGAAAAAUCUUUUAGUAUUUCCAUUUGUGAAUGCCACUGAGAACAAAGAGAUUAUGACUUUUCAGUAAGAAAGCACACUAGUACAAAUUGAGUACACAACACUGUGCUUUGCUGGAGUUUGAUGAAUUUAGAUUAUGCCCUCCUACUAUAUUAAGCACCACAAGCAUUGCAGUUUGCAAAUUCAUUGCCUUAAAAAUUUCCGGCUGUCUGAAAGCACCUUAACUCUUUACCAACUCCAAUAGAUCAUGUUGGAAAAGUCUGGGGCUCACCAAAGUCAUCAGGUUUUAUCCUCUGGGCAUAAGGGAUAUAUGUACCAAAUUAUAUGAAUCCAUCCAACAGUUGUUGAGACAUUUCACAAAAAAUACAGUGAACCUCAA